UUAUAAAGCACUAUUGCCAGAUCUGAUUGCUUUGCAUGUGGUCGAUGUGAUUGGAGUUCACGAGAAACAGCAAGAAGGUUUAACCCUUUGACCGAUGUGACUGGAGUUUACGGGCAGCUUAUAAGGAGAAGGAAUACUAUGGGAAGCAUUUCAAAGGACUAAUCAUUUAUAAAGGCUGUACCAAUGAUGGAAAUGGCACCAGGUCUUGUAUUAGACAGUGCAGAUUCUUCAGACCCUGAGAUUGCAGGAAAACAUAUGUACUCUGAUGAAUCUUACAGCAUGAAAGUCGUGAAUUUGGCCAAUGUAAUGUCAAAUGAGCAUGACAAUUGCAAGCAAUUUUUCAAUACAAAGAUGCCAGAACUGGUCUCUGGGACUACAAAAGAGAAAUCGCAGUAUAAUGUUCUAGGCAUUGGGAGUGGACCUGGUGAAAUGGAUUUAUACAUACUUUCAGCAAUACAAAAAUUCAGGCCUGACCUCAAGAUCAGCAGUGAAACCAUUGAACCAAACCAUACGCAAAUAGAGCUUUACAAAGCCAAUCUAUUCAAGAUACCAGACCUGAGGGGUGUAACUUUUACUUGGCAUGAAAAGACCACAGCUCAGUACAGACAAGACGGCAAGCAAAAUAAAGAGUUUAAGAAGUUUGAUCUCAUUCAUAUGAUUCAGAUGGUAUACUAUACAACUCCAAUAAAAGAAACCUUGGAGUUUUUCAUAUCCUGUCUGUCCCCAGAAGGAAAACUUAUCAUCACCAUCAUAACAGGGGACAGCGGAUGGAAUAAGUUGUACAAGAGACACAAAUGGCUUUCACAGGAAGAUUAUUGCAUGGAUUUGUGCUCGGAGGACAUCACCGCUAUCCUUGAUACCAUCCCCGUGAGAUACGAGACCCAUGACAUCGACUCGUACUUCGACAUCACCGAGUGCUUUGUAGAGGGCAGUGACGUUGGCGGGAUGUUGCUCGAUGCGGUCACAGAGAAAUUACACUUUGCGGAAACGGCACCCGCUGACAUCAAAGCGAAAAUCAUGGAGGACCUGCAAAGCCCAGAAUUUAGUGUCCGGAGAGAUGGGAAGAUCUUGUUAGAUACAAGGGUGAAAGCAAUUGUGGUUGGGUAGAAAAAAGUUUGGGGCAGAUCCACAGAGAUCUGCACCCGCGCAGCGUAUCAGAGAUACGCUACGUCGCCGUACCUUACCUGGC
Rana temporaria (common frog) is the source of this 1189-nucleotide messenger RNA. Its product is annotated as histamine N-methyltransferase-like. The coding region runs from base 184 to 1107 and encodes 307 amino acids. The transcript is spliced from 7 exons. Gene Ontology annotation, molecular function: N-methyltransferase activity. Lineage: Eukaryota; Metazoa; Chordata; Amphibia; Anura; Ranidae. The record is from RefSeq and is a predicted model, not a curated record.